AUGACUAUUCUGGUUGAUGUGCACUUGGUCAGCGGCAGGGGCGUGACUUUGGCCACUGAGGCAGAUGAUAGUGUCCUCGCGCUGAAGAAGCGUGCCCAGUCGGCUUUUGAAGUUGCCGGAGGAAGGUUGUUGAACUGUUCCGGUGGAGUUCUGAAUGGAACAGCCAGCGUGGAACAGGCAGGAUUGCAAACCGGUGAUGCCCUGACCCUCCUGGUCAAAUUGCAUCAGGUCAUAGCCUCAAAGCGGCGAAAGUUUUGUGUUGGGGCUGCCUUUGCCGCCAUCCGGGACGAUGGAUGCGUCGUGACGUGGGGCCAUGCGGACUUUGGUGGUGACAGCAGGGCCGUUCAAGAUCGACUGCACAAUGUGCAGCACAUCCAAUCGGGUUUCCGAGCUUUCGCGGCCAUCUUAGACGACGGAUCUGUUGUAACAUGGGGAGAUCCUAGACAUGGUGGCGACUGCAGUGCCGUGCAGCACCAGCUCAAAAACGUUCGGCAAAUCCAAGCCUCUUCCUUGGCCUUCGCGGCCAUCUUGGACAACGGAUCUGUUGUGACCUGGGGCGAUGCAGAUGGUGGUGACAGCAGUGCUGUGCAAGAUCGGCUUGUGAACGUGCAGCACAUCCAAGCCACCUACAGAGCAUUUGCUGCCAUUCUGGACGACCGAUCUGUGGUGACUUGGGGAGAUGCUGAAUAUGGUGGUGACAGCAGCUCCGUGUACCACUUCAACAACGUACAGCAGAUCCAUGCCUCUUACGCAGCCUUUGCUGCCGUCCUAGGUGAUGGAUGCGUCGUGGCCUGGGGCGAUGCCGAGUAUGGCGGUGACAGCAGAGCUGUGCAACAUCUCCUGAGUGGUGUGCAGCAGAUGCAAGCCUCUUUCGGUGCCUUUGCUGCCAUCCUGAGCGAUGCGUCUGUCGUGACUUGGGGUGAUGCGAAGUAUGGCGGUGACAGCAGUACCAUCCAAGAUCGCCUGCGCAAUGUCCAGCACAUCGAAUCUACCCACACAGCCUUCGCCGCCAUCCUGGACGAUGGAUCUGUUGUUACAUGGGGAGAUGCUGGCCAAGGUGGCGACAGCAGUGCCGUGCAGCACAUGCUUCAGGAUGUGAAGAGCAUGUCUGCGACUUCAGCAGCCUUUGCGGCUGUGCUGGGUGAUGGAUCUGUCGUGACCUGGGGGGACAGCCAGUCCGGUGGCGACAGCAGCUUCGUGCACAGUCGGCUACAGGAUGUCCAAAGCAUCCAGGCUGCGAACAAUGCCUUUGCUGCCAUCCGUGUCGAUGGAUCUGUUGUUUCAUGGGGAGAUGCUAGGUUUGGUGGUGACAGCAGUUCCGUGCAACAUCAGUUGAGACAUGUUCAACAGAUCCAGUCGUCUUCGAAAGCCUUUUGUGCCGUUCUCAGCGACGGAUCUGUAGUGACCUGGGGCUGUGCUGAUUGUGGGGGCGACAGCAGUGCUGUCAGAUGUCAGUUUUAA
Messenger RNA from Symbiodinium sp. CCMP2456, 1461 nucleotides. The record is from the annotation of a GenBank genome assembly. Lineage: Eukaryota; Dinophyceae; Suessiales; Symbiodiniaceae.